AUGGAUGACGGAUUCGAGGUUAUUGCGAAGAUACCAUAUCGCUUUACCGCUGCUACCCUAUGCUUCCUCCAUGCAAAAGGCAUCCCUGUGCCCCGGCUAUAUGGGUAUUCGUCUUCAGAGGAUAACCCUGUCGGUGUGGAAUACAUCCUAAUGGAGAAGGCAAAGGGUCUUGCAUCGAGCUUCGUUGAGAUUGAGAAGAAGUUCUUCAACAUUCCUUUUGGCUCUAUGGGGAGCCUUCACUUCAAAACGGACAUUAAGCAGGACCAUCAGGCUGCACUAUAUGCUCCCGACGUACCACACAACGAAGACUCUGAAGUAUUCUGUAUCGGUCCAACAGCGGAUUACAUGUUUUCGUACGGUAAAAGAGCCGCUCUGAAUAUUGAUCAGAACAACCAUAAAGUGUACCUAGCGUGUAUUGCUAGAAAAGAGGCUGAAUGGAUCCGCUGCUUUGGGAAACCAGUUGAAUUGGACUUCCCAUAUAAUGGCGUCUUUCCUGGGUUGAAGUAUCCGGCUGAUUACUUGCCACUUCUGGACAAGUAUCUCGCCUUAGUUCCAUUUCUGCUUCCGAAGGACACAAAUAGCCGUCUUAAUAAACCAACUCUUCGGCAUCCUGAUAUGAACCCAAACAAUAUCUUUAUUUCACCAGAGUCUGGUGCUGUGUCUUGUAUCAUUGACUGGCAGCACACCUUCAUUGAGCCACGCCUGUUGGCAGCUGGCUAUCCUCGUGCAUUUGAAAUCCCUGAUCUCCAACAGUCAACUGAUCUUAGAGAACCAUCACUUCCUUCGAACUAUGUGGCCCUGUCGUCCCAGGUAAAAGCCGAGGCGGAUGAACUCUACCGGCGACGUUUACUAUCUUAUUAUUACCAUAUCUUCAACGGUCAUUACAACAAACCCCAUCUUGAAGCUUUACGUGACCCCACUCUGCUUCCCCGGCAGCAUCUCGUUGAUAGGGCGGGCCGUCAGUGGAGUGGAAAUCUAGUCACUUUGAAGGGAGCUUUAGUCCGGAUGUUCUCAGCGGAAGAACUGAAUGACUCUCACGAUGAAGAACAAACAUGGCUCAAUCUGAACAAGGUGGUGAGUCAGUGGUAUGAUCAAGUCGGUGGUGUGUCCGAAGAGGGAUGGGUCAGUAACGAACGCUAUGAUGAGACUGUCCAGAGAGUUGCGGAACUCAAGUCUGCACUAAUAGCGAGUGCGGAAGGGGAUGAGGAAGACAUUCGGCUGUUGGAAGAAGGAUGGCUAUUUAGGGAUCGUGACGAAGUUUAUUAA
Molecule: messenger RNA, 1266 nt
Organism: Aspergillus neoniger CBS 115656
Lineage: Eukaryota; Fungi; Ascomycota; Eurotiomycetes; Eurotiales; Aspergillaceae
Product: phosphotransferase enzyme family protein
Exons: 6
Coding region: 1-1266 (421 amino acids)
Cellular component (GO): mitochondrion
Source: RefSeq, a predicted model, not a curated record